Diutina rugosa is the source of this 2241-nucleotide messenger RNA. It is a transcript of the gene PSY2, whose product is annotated as Psy2p. The transcript has a single exon. The coding region runs from base 1 to 2241 and encodes 746 amino acids. Gene Ontology annotation, molecular function: protein phosphatase activator activity. The record is from RefSeq and is a predicted model, not a curated record. Gene Ontology annotation, biological process: DNA damage response; protein dephosphorylation. Lineage: Eukaryota; Fungi; Ascomycota; Pichiomycetes; Serinales; Debaryomycetaceae. Gene Ontology annotation, cellular component: nucleoplasm; protein phosphatase 4 complex.
AUGGACAAUCUACGAAGCUCCCCCGUCAGUGACGACGGGAGCAGCGAAUCCGACUCGUCGUCGCUCUUCCCGCAGUUCCCAAGACGGGUGAAAGUGUACCUCCUCCAAGGGGAAGACUGGAUCGAUAACGGCACCGGGUACUGUGUUGGGAAGAUUGACCACGAGCAUCAGCUGGCAUACUUUUUGGUGAGAAACGAGCAUGACCACGAUAAGAUCAUCCUCAAAAGCUACUUGAAUGGCAACAUUCACUACCAGCGGCAACAGGAAACCCUCAUUGUGUGGACAGACCUGCUGGGCAAGGACCUCGCGCUUCUGUUCCAAGAAACCGAGGGCUGCGCCGACCUUUGCGACUUUAUCGUCAAAGUCCAACGUGAAAGCAUUAGCCCUGGUAUUCUGCUACACUAUGUCGUGCUGCUGUUAGGCGAGGGCGACGAUAUCACCGAGCUCAUUACUGGUCCCAUAUCGUACCCUCCCAAACCCGAGUAUGACAAUUUGAAAGAGGUUGCAUCAGCAUUGGACGUUGGGGCCAAACAUCUGUUUACGCGUCAACGCAUCGCGUCUCAGUGGAUCUCGCUCGACUACUUUGCUGCCCUUAUCCCGUUGUUGACCGAGGCGGAGCAAAAUCAGGAUAACGAAGCUUUGUGGACAAUGGGAGAUAUUGUUCGCCUGCUAGUGGGUUAUCAAGAGCCUCUGGUGAUCGACGAUUUCAUAGAUUCCCCAGAAAAGACUGCUUUGGUGGCCGGCGUUCUUGAAUACGAUCGCGAAUGUCCAAAUAUUAAAGCUGAACACCGUUACAAUAUUGACAUCAGUCGAAUGAUAGAGGUGGUGCCAGUUGACAAGAUCGAGAUCUUCCAGAGAGAUUUCAGGUUACAAUAUUUGAAAAACCUGGUGUGGGCCAAGUAUGGCGACGAACUGGCCAACAGUAUGCUACUGACAAUGAUCUUCACCAACCAGAUGGAGAUUAUUAGUCAUUUCAUCGAACUGGAUCUACUCGAGCGAUUAUUCAGCUUGUACAAUGAACUGGUGCCUUGCAAAAGUAAUGGGACUGAUCACAAACCCCCUGCAUUGCCCGUGGAUCCCGAACUGCAAGACACUACACCACCCAAAACGCCUGAUGCAUUGACAGACAUAGAUAUCUCAAAUCACUCAGAACCCAAGGAUGGUUCUAUGAACGGCAAGUGCUUUCACGAAGAGUUGUCCUCCUCGGUGGGUUUGAAGCGGAAUGGCAUCCGCAUGCUUCAUCAAUAUAUCCUUAUGGCUAAACAUCUUCAGCUGUAUCAGAAGGUCGAGUUUUUCACUGCCACUAUUAAACAUGGUCUAUUUAAAAUGGUUUAUUUUGCUCUUGGUGACAGUGAUCCUGCUAUUCGAGCACUCGGCAUUGAGCUUACCACGGUAAUGAUCGAACAGGAUAUGCUGAUGGUGCACAUUAUGACCAACUUGGUGAGAGCCAACGGUGAAUUGGCGCCACUUUACAAUAUUUUGGUGAACUUGCUUGUGGACGACCUGACCACCGGGCUUAAAAGUCAGGCGUACGAAGCUAUCAAGGUACUUGUUGAUCCUGCCGCCAACGACGUUGAUUAUGGCAAUGCUGAAGACGACUUCAAGGAUUACUUGGCUGACUUCUAUAGUGAGCUGGCGCCGGCGCUAUUCGCUCAUUUGACGACUUCUUCUGACCCCUGUUUGUUGCAAAAUUUGUGUGAGUUGACCAGCUUUUGCUUCAAAGAUCAUGCCAAAAUAUAUCCCCCGCUGAGGCGAUUUUUCUAUGAUGAUAAAGUGUUACUUGCGGUUGCCAAAGUGAUCGAGAGAAGCAAACUGGUAAUCACGCGUCUUGCAGCUCUUCGUUGUCUCAAAUAUGUCAUCAGUUUGUGUGACAACGACUGCGCUGAUCAUUUGAUUGAACACAAUGUGUGCAGGCCAAUUUUCUCGUGGUUCAAGGAGAUCAUAGACGGUAACGGGCUUGCCACUCUGUCGAUGUUAUCUUUCAUCGAUGUCAUAUUUAAUAGUGUUCAUGAACCACUGGGAGCAACGAAAAAGAUAGCUGACCACUUUGCGGCAAACUUCCACGACAUACUUGAGGAUUGUGAGCCAGGACAGAGGCUUUUGGCGGCAUUGAAGCCUGAAGCUAUGGAUGAAGUGGCGUCUACUAUCGAUGAUGCCUGGAACGGUAACAGUCAUGCUGAUCUCAAGCGGAAGUUGAACGAUGACGAAGUUAUACCCGUGGCAAAAAAGAUUGCCCUAUAA